UGCUUUCCAGGUUGAUACUACAGCUGGAUCAUUUAGAAAUUAUUCAAACAAUACAGUACAGGCCCCCUACAUGGUAGAUGGUGCCUUGUCGUACACACAGAUGUUGCUUGGCAUUGAUGAAACGGCUAAUUCUGAAUACUAUAAUGAUUAUCUACAAAGACCAGCCAGUUAUGAGAAUAAGAUGUUCAUGAUCACUGGAAGGUAUGCAGAUGGAGCAGAUACUAUGAUUGAUUCGGAAGAAACAAAUCAUGAGCAACCAUCUGUGCAGCAUUCAGAUACAAGGCAAACAGACAAUAAUAUUUCAGCAACAGCAAGCAAUGCAAAUGCAAGCAACUGUACCAAUGACUGCAUGUUUGAAGAUGAUGACUGUAAUGAUGAUGCAUAUGGCAAAGAACAAACAUUUCCUAACCAGUUUGACAGCAAUUCAUCAGGACACAAUUGCAGCAACAUGACUGAAGAAGGGAAUCUUACAGAUGAAGAGCUUGAUGAUGUAGCACCCAAAUAUGACUUAUUUGGUGAUGAUGCUUCUAAUGCUGUUGAUGAAGACGAUGAUUUGGUACAAGACUCUGAGAACUUGGACAAUGUCGAGCAUCUCUCCCAGGAAGAUAUUCAAAGUUUCCUAGAUGCUGAGGAAGCUGCUGCAACUGCACGAAGUAGUAGUCAAGAAGUUCGUGAGCAUCAUGCACCUCGUAUGGGAAUGGCUUUUGAUUCAGAUGAUGCAGCUCACAAGUUCUUCAAUGAUUAUGCAUUGUUAUGUGGUUUUGCAAUUACAAAAGCUGGAAAUUACCAUGGAAAGAAACAAGGAAGCACUGGACAUACACGGGUUAUCUUUCGGUGCAACCGUUCAGGGAAGCCUGUGGAUGAGGAGACCUUAGAAGCAAAACGGAAACAAAAACAGUUAAAGAGGCAAGAGAAGACAGGCAAAAUUGUAGCUGAAAACAGUAGGAGGAAGCGCAGUAACAUAAUUCAGCAAACUGGUUGUAAGGCAAAAAUGAUAGCUACAUUGAAAAAUGAGAAGUGGGUUGUCAUAACACUUGACCUUGUGCACAAUCAUGACCUCAGUCCGCCAGAUGAAUCAAAGUUCCUUAGGUCACACAAGAACAUGACAGAAGAUGAGCAGCUAUUCAUCCGCACCUUCAAUUCUGUGAAACUACCCCCAAGGAAAAUAAUGUCCAUCCUUAGAUACCGCGAGGAGGUGAUGUGCCAUACACAAAGAAACAUGAAAAAAGCAGAUGAAAAAUGUGGAAGAACAUUUGCCACUAAUGAGAACCUAUAUGCAGAUUUCUCUGAUAUUCUUUGCAACUCAUUGACUGUGGAGGAGUUUGAAUAUCUCUGGCAAGAAAUGAUUCAUAAGUAUGAUGUUGGUCAUGUCAAGUACUUGAAGGCUAUGUGGAAGUUCAGACAUAAGUUUGUUCCUGUUUAUUUCAAGAAUGCAUUCUUUCCUUUCAUUCAUUCUACAGCUAGAAGUGAAGGCACAAACUCUGUAUUCAAAGAUAAUGUGGGCUCCAAUUUCAGUAUCAUAAGUUUCUUAGAUGAGGUUGUUAAAAAUGAGAGAUAUGAAGUGUACAAGACAAGAUUAGUUGCUCAGAAAGAUUACAGACCUCGGCGCCACAUUCUCCGUGUUCUUGUCAACCUGAACAUAUCAGAGCUGCCAGAUAAAUAUUUCAUUGAUAGAUGGAAACCCCAAGACAGGAAAAUAUUACGAGACAAGAAGUACAAUGUUCCGCAAGAGCUUACAGAGAAGAACCGCCACCUAAGGUACUAA
Lolium rigidum is the source of this 1765-nucleotide messenger RNA. RefSeq names its product protein FAR1-RELATED SEQUENCE 5-like. The transcript is spliced from 7 exons. NCBI's taxonomy places the organism in Eukaryota, Viridiplantae, Streptophyta, Magnoliopsida, Poales, Poaceae. The coding region runs from base 71 to 1765 and encodes 564 amino acids. Gene Ontology annotation, biological process: regulation of DNA-templated transcription. The record is from RefSeq and is a predicted model, not a curated record.